CCAGCCCAGCUCCAAAGACGAGAGGCACUGAUUCAAUCACGGAAUCGCAACAAGCUACAAAUGAAGUCUGGAAGGACCCGAGACGGAAUUUAUUAAAAUCUAACUCCCGUCUACAACCCACACACGUACACACGCGCCCACAACUCCCCGUCCUUAGGCACUCACUCCGGUUUCUUCAACCCUUCCAAGUUUCACCGGCGAAGAUCUCAAGCUCCCCAGUCACCAUGUUGGCCGGCCUCUCCCCACACCUCUCCAACCUCCGGCGGAGCCUCACGCAGGUGCUCAACUUCGCCCUCGUGCUCUCCACCGCCUUUAUGAUGUGGAAGGGCCUCUCGAUCUACACCAACUCCUCGUCGCCCAUCGUCGUGGUGCUCUCCGGUAGCAUGGAGCCCGCGUUCCAGAGAGGUGACUUGCUGUUCCUGUGGAAUCGGAGCCCGCGGGCGGAGGUGGGGGAGAUCGUGGUGUAUAAUGUGAGGGGAAAGGAUAUUCCGAUUGUGCAUCGGGUCGUGAGGGCGUUUGGGGACGAUGAGAAGAGUCCGAAGGAGACGAACGGACAGAAGAAGAAGAAGGUGAUGAGCUCGGUCAAGAAGGACAGUAUUGCGGCUGGGGCUCUUCACUCAGAUUCGGCGCUCGUUUCUCAUAGGAUUCUCACCAAGGGCGACAAUAAUAUUGCUGAUGAUACGGAGCUAUAUGCUCAAGGGCAGGAUUAUCUCGACCGGAAACUGGACUUGGUGGGCAGUGUACGCGGGUAUAUUCCCGCAGUUGGAUAUGUGACGAUUAUGCUGAGCGAGCAUCCAUGGCUGAAGACCGUGUUACUGGGGAUUAUGGGCGCGAUGGUCAUUUUACAGCGAGAAUAGUUUUAUUAGGAUACUGAGAUACCUAUUGUGCAUGGCUUCAAUGG
Messenger RNA from Coccidioides posadasii C735 delta SOWgp, 901 nucleotides. RefSeq names its product Signal peptidase complex catalytic subunit (gene SEC11). The record is from RefSeq and is a predicted model, not a curated record. Gene Ontology annotation, molecular function: serine-type endopeptidase activity. NCBI's taxonomy places the organism in Eukaryota, Fungi, Ascomycota, Eurotiomycetes, Onygenales, Onygenaceae. Gene Ontology annotation, cellular component: signal peptidase complex; membrane.